AUGCUUGCAGCAGUUAUGAUCGCCGCGGCUGUGGGUAACGUGAGUGCGUCGCGGACUGUGGUGCACGGCGACGUGUGUCAGAGCUUCUCAGGACGCAAGGUGUACCUGGAGCCUGGCACCACAGCCCUCCUCUAUGCCACCAACAACACCGGCGACACAUUCAAGUCCAGAACACGAAGGAAUAUCAGAGAAUACAUACUCGAGCGAGAUGAGAAUCUGCAUUCGAAUCGAAGAAGAGUUCGCAACAUCGCUAGUGUGGAUUUUAGCAACACCUUUGUUCGGAACGCAGUCAACGACGUGGAAUUUCCAUCUUUUGAUUACAUAAAUCCUUCUUCUAAUUCAGAUGCUCAGAUUUUAGAAAACUUCUUUGACCGAAACGAAGGAAAUAUAUUGAUGCAGCGUCUGCAUAAGCCUGUGGGUUCAGUGAAUAGAGGCGCAGAGCGAAACUUACAGGGAUAUUUUGAAACGACUGCAGCAAAUUGGAGAACCCUUCAAGUUCCUUCACUUCGUCUAUCGCGGCAGAUGGACCAAGAAAUACAGAGGAACGACAUUAAAAACUCAUCAAAAGAAAAGAGUGCCCCAGAAAUUGAGCUUGAAUCUGGAUUCACAGGCAGUAAAGACGUACCCAAGUCAAAACCUGACCCUCUUGAGCAAAAUUUACUUGCAAAACAUCUACAACUCAAAACUGGUCUUCCACUUGCCACAGAAUCGUACAGCCUCGCCCAUCAAGAGCUUCACCAUCCACCUCUGGCAAAUGUACAAACACCCGUUGCAGGUUCCUCUGUGAACAUCCACCGAGGCUUCCGAGGCUCAAAAAGAGAUGAGAAUAAACUUGCAACAGCAGACCAAGAGGCAGUCGACACUCAACUCCAGCAGCCUGACCUGCAGCAGUGUGGCAUCAACGUCUACACGUGUCCUGGCUGCCACCUUCAUUUCUCUUUCCAGGAAUUACACCUGCCAUCGUGUUCCGAUGAUGGAUCAUGCAAAUGUGACCACCUCCGUUUAAGUGAACCUCCUUACAUGAACCCAGAAGACGGACGGGACGUUUGUGGCAACUUUGAAGAGUCAGUUGACCCUUCAACAAAGUUCGUAGAGUACACUUCCCUCACUCGAGAAGCUUCUCUCUAUUUCUUCUACAGGAAUACCUUUGCUAAGGCCUUCUCUCUUCGUGUUUCAGCUCUCAGAAACAGUUUUGUCAUCGUUCGGGAAUUGUCUCCUUCUUCCGGGGUCAUCCGGUCUCCUUUCUUCCCCGAAUUGUACCCGAAAGAUUAUUGGGUAGAGUAUAUUUUCACGGGCAUCAACCAAACAGCACGAGUUCAGAUCAUAUUCGAAGAUUUCGGGUUAUCCCCAUGGAGUUUCGUGGAGGUCCACGACAAUCAACGAUCCCAAGUAGCCGGGUUCAACGGGCACGUGUUUCGUCCGCCGCUGCUGGUGUCUCAGGGGACGCGACUCGUGCUCAAGUUUGCCGCUAACGGCGACACGGGACGCGGCUUCAAGUUCCGAUACGUCUUCGCUGACGUGAAAGAUCUUCUUCCUCCGUAUCGCAGUGACUGCGGGGGCUUCGUGACCAACAUUGGCGGCACGAUCACCAUGCUGAACAUGACCGUGGGUCGGACCUCUGGAAGAGUUACUACCGAAGCGCCGUACGACUGCGUGUGGCUCAUCAAGCCGCCCCAGGAGUACGGCCUUAAGUCACAUCUCUCCAUAAGAGUUCACAACUUCGACUAUAUGGGUUACAACUCGACUAUCGAGAUUCGUAAAGGGCUGACGAGCGACGACCUCUUGCUGGAAGAGUUAACUCAGAAUGGCUCCGGCAGGCGAGUUCUGCAAGGAAAAGAACAUGUCGUCGCCGUCGGCACCGGUUUUUACGUUCGUCUUAGAGGCUCCUUCAUGGAGAACUCUCAUUUUGCCUUGGUCUACGCUUCCUUCAAUUACAUGGGAGGCUGCUACCCGUUAAUGGACCUGAAGUGUCUAAACCAGCGUUGCGUGCCAAAAAUGUUGCGGUGCGAUGGAUUUGAUCACUGCGGGGACGGCUCUGAUGAACCUGCGUCGUGCUACUCCACUCCCCCUGGCGACGGAAACGGAGGUGUUGGGGACGAGACAGCGUGGUGGUACAAGCACACUCCCAAUUACUACUUCCCUUACAGAACCCCAAUUUUUGGGGACCAGCAGGGCUCUGGCAUUUUGCUGCUCACAUCAUUUUUUAUCCUGAUCCUGGUGAUCGUGUGCCUCGUCUCCUACAUGAUCAAGCAGGGGACAAGUGCAGCUAGCACCAGGCAUCACCGCACCCACAGACGCCACAGACGGCGUGAUUCUUUGAACGAUGGCGUGGAAAUUUUCGACGCCUCGGCCGACGACCCUCCGCUAUACGAAGCGCCGCCUGACUAUGAAGAAGUAGUCAAGUUGAUUCUCUCCGGCAACAACCUCAAGCUCGUGCGACGCCCUGGAGGGAUGACUGCAUGGGUGACAAACGUCGAGAGUUCCUCUUCGACUGAAGCCCCCAUCACGGCCCUUCACAGGACAGACCUGCUCACUCCCAUUGAUACUGACCCUAACAUCCCCCCUGCAACGCCUCCUCCGAAUUUCUCCCAACUCGCACCCUUGCCUGCGAUGCCCAGUUCACUGCUCACCAGGACACCGGAGCAACGCAGGAGUAGACGUACUCGUCACACGUCUCUUGAUCUUGACGAGCGAGCUGACGUCGUCUUGUGGGACCCCAGCCAAGGAGGAAUUUCAAGUGUCAAUGGAGAAAAUCAGGAUUCACCGUAUAGUUAUCGUUACCAUCCCUCCACUCCUCCACACCUUCCCAGCGCCCUGCGCAGGUCGUCCAUGCAGUCGCCCACUCUGUCCGUCCACAGCCAAACCACACAUCAGGGUCAAUGCUCCAUUCCCGAGAUAAACGAAGUUGGACUUCAAGACUUACCAAAACCCGUCGAGGUCACAGAGACGGAAAAUGUCACUGCUACCUCCAGCGCAAGACCGGCUGAAUCCCUUGGUAAGCAGGAUAGCAAUCAAGAUCAGAAUAAUGAAGGACUCCCGUCAUCUCAAGCUGAAGAAAUAAAAACAGGAACUUCCAAAUCUCUAAUAAAAUGUACCAGGAGGAGUAAGAAAUGUAACAAAAUCAAAAGGAAAAAGAUGAAAUGUAAUAACGAAGAAACGUCUUCCGAAGAUCCGAAGCCCCCUUCAUACGAGUCUGUGCUUCAGCAGGUUCUAGAUGAGUUUUACAUAACAGAUGAAGCCUACGUCAUCGAUGACAUGAAGAAUAACAUAGGAGCUCAGUUGAGAGUGCGAGUGGCCCGCGAGAAGUUCCAACAACUUUGCGCAUCCAAAAAUGAUUCAAUGGACGAAAUCUACACAAAAACGAGUAAACAGCCUGAUCCUGGCACAAACUCGCGGAAGAAUACAAUUUCUCCUGGUACAGUCAAGCGCCGCACUGCCAAGCUUCUGAACGCUAGGCGAGCCGACGAGUUGAAGGGAUCGUCAUUCACGAACGUGAACGCUGUUGGAGUAGAAAGCAAGCAAAUAAAGCAAACUGACUACCUGAAAAAUUUGAAUGCUAUUUCGAAAUCCUCGGGCAUAGUAUCGAAAUGUAGUUUUCGGAAGAACAGGAAGGCGUCAUUCACGAGGAAUAAGUCGACACCGUCGCUUGGAAACCUCGUCUCGCGCGAUUUGGAAAUAUAUUUCUCACAGAAAACUCCGUCCCCAGUCAGCAAUUGUGAUGAUAGUUUAAAUUCAGCGAACACUCGAAUAAAUUUUGAAAAUUGUACGAUGAAUGAUCAAGCCAAAGAUUGCCAAAAAGAAGAUGAAGAACUUUAUGCGAAUUCGAAAUAUCUCUCCCAGCUUUCAGAUGGAUUUCGAGCUGGAAGCAACGUUGGUAGAGAAGAUCGCCAUUCAAAUACCAGUGAUGGCAUAGAAAAUAAUGAGGCUGACUCAGUUGAAUAUGUUCCUUCAAGAAAUGAAGGAUUUUCCGUUGAUUUAGAUGAGGCUGGAAAAUUAAGCGAAAGCCUUCCAGAACAGCCACGCACGGAAACCCAUGACUCGCUCAGCUCAAGGACAUUAUGUGAUUCGAGCUCUCAUAUUUACGAAGAAUUUGAUACAAAUGUUCCUUCUGAAACUGCCAAGGAGACUGGAGCCAUUCCUAAACGACAUCGUUUCACUAAAGUCAAUACUGUUGAAGCCCCUAGCACUACUGAAAGCUGCGUUGAAGUCAUGGAUUCUGAAUAAUGUUCUCCUAUUUUACAGCGUGGUGUGUAAUAAAAAAGGGCGGUUAAUGGUUUUGAAUGGAACUAAGGUUCCUAAGAUUUCCGUGACGAUGAAAUCAAAGGUGGUGUAAAAAAAAUUAUAUAGAAUAUUGUGAGUUUGUUUUUUUUUUUUGUAUUCGAAGUUCAACUACGACCGCAUUUCAUGACAAUAUUUUUUAUUGGCUUAACAUCUAGUAUUAGAGAAAAGAGUCUUCAUUCCUAAUUUACCUCUUAAUAUCACGCUCUCGAAUCCUAUAUAUCAUUAAUUCAUGAAUUAAAUUGGCUCGAAAAUAUAAAAAACUACCAUGACAGGCGCCAACCGUCUGAAACUGCCGAAAAAGACCGACACUGAAAGACGAAGUACACUCCACCUACUGCUCUCCGGCGUCACGCUGCGAGCUGAAUAACGUCACGCUGCGAGCUGAAUAACGUCACGCUUCAAGCUGAAUAACGUCACGCUGAGAGCUGAAUAACGUCAUGCCGCGAGCUGAAUAACGUCAUGCUGCGAGCUGAAUAACGUCACGCUGAGAGCUGAAUACCGUCAUGCUGCGAGAUGAAUAACGUCAUGCUGCGAGCUGAAUAACGUCACGCUGCGAGCUGAAUAACGUCAUGCUGCGAACUGAAUAACGUCACGCUGCGAGCUGAAUAACGUCAUGCCGCGAGCUGAAUAACGUCACACUGAGAGCUGAAUAACUGCCGCCUCCACGCACCGCAUGAGUCACUCACUCACGUCCGUUCGUUCAUCGCAAUCGAUGACUGAGUGAGGCGUAGAGAAAGUAUACAGUGUGUGAGUUCUACGUAGAACGCUGAUUUAUAGAAAGUUCAUUAAAUUUACAAUGACUUAAAAUGAAACUGCCUCCAAUCAAAAAAUCAUUCAAAAUUAUUUUUUCAAGUCAGUUUAAACGCAUAGUUAAUGUAUGGAAGUUUUGUAGUUAAUCCUGCGAGAUCGUAAUUGAUAUUUUAAAAAACACCCAGACACUUUACGUUUAUGCUAUUUAAAUUUAUAAAGACUUUCACGUACUCAGAGCGACGGAAAAUAACUAGGUUGCUUUAUAUAACAACCAAUGUAUAGUAAUGGUUGGUAAUGAACAUAACAUUGGCCAAGAAUUAAUAAAAUAAAUAAAUU
Molecule: messenger RNA, 5367 nt
Organism: Hyalella azteca
Lineage: Eukaryota; Metazoa; Arthropoda; Malacostraca; Amphipoda; Hyalellidae
Gene: Culd
Exons: 15
Coding region: 1-4224 (1407 amino acids)
Molecular function (GO): protein binding
Source: RefSeq, a predicted model, not a curated record